CCGUUCGCUACGUCACGAGAGGGCGACUCUAUGGUUUGGCGGUGGGGGGAGGGGCGCGUAGGGCGGCCGCGACAUGGCGGCACACCUGAAGAAGCGGGUGUACGAGGAGUUCACCAAGGUGGUCCAGGUGAGCGAGGAGAGCUCCGAGCUCUGUAGGGUGAUUCCGCAGCAGCAUGAGGACCUGUCUGCUAAGAAACUGCGGCUGACCAAGCCCAGCAAGUCAGCAGCGCUCCAUGUCGACCUGUGUAAAGCCACCUCGCCUGCAGAUGCCUUGCAGUACCUGCUGCAGUUUGCCAGGAAGCCUGUGGAAGUGGAAAGCGUGGAAGGGGUUGUCCGAAUCCUGCUGGAGCAUUAUUAUAAGGAGAAUGAUGCUUCUGUAAGACUGAAGAUUGCUUCCUUGCUGGGUUUGUUAUCGAAGACUCCAGGAUUUUCCCCAGACUGCAUUGUGGAUGAUGCCAUUAACACACUUCAGAAUGAGAAGUCUCACCAAGUCCUUGCUCAGCUGCUGGACACCCUGCUGGUGAUUGGCACAAAGCUCCCAGAGAACCCAUCUGUCAGGAUGAGGCUGGUAGAGGUGGCUUGCAAGCACCUGACAGAUUCUUCCCACGGUGUAAGAAAUAAGUGUCUUCAGUUAAUUGGCUGUCUUGGACCGGUGGAAAAAGGUGUUGCAAAAGAGGCUGAAAGCCAGGCUGCCAAAGAUGUCCAGAAGAUCAUAGGAGAUCAUUUUAAUGACCAGGACCCUCGUGUUAGAACAGCAGCUAUAAAAGCCAUGCUUCAGCUUCACGAGAGAGGACUGAAACUGCAGCAGGCCAUUUAUGGUCAGGCUUGCAAGCUGUUGGCAGACGAUUAUGAACAAGUGCGCAGUGCUGCAGUUCAGCUAAUUUGGGUCCUCAGCCAACUGUACCCUGAAAGCAUUGUCCCCAUUCCUUCUUCUAAUGAAGAGAUUCGGUUGGUUGAUGAUGCGUUUGGGAAAAUUUGUCACAUGGUUAGCGAUGGUUCCUGGGUGGUGAGAGUACAAGCUGCCAAAUUAUUGGGUUCUAUGCAACAAGUGAGCUCCCAUUUCUUAGAGCAAACCCUUGACAAGAAGCUCAUGUCAGAUCUGCGGAGGAAGCGCACGGCGCACGAGCGAGCCAAGGAGCUCUACAGCUCUGGGGAGUUCUCAAGUGGCAGAAAAUGGGGAGAUGAUGCUCCCAAAGAAGAAAUCGAUACAGGUGCUGUGAACCUGAUUGAAUCAGGAGCUUGUGGAGCCUUUGUUCACGGUCUGGAAGAUGAAAUGUAUGAGGUGCGGAUUGCUGCAGUGGAGGCCCUCUGCAUGCUGGCUCAGUCCUCACCUUCUUUUGCGGAAAAAUGCCUGGAUUUUUUGGUGGACAUGUUUAAUGAUGAAAUUGAGGAGGUGAGGUUGCAGUCAAUACACACGAUGAGGAAAAUUUCCAACAAUAUCACGCUGCGGGAGGACCAGCUGGAUACUGUGUUAGCUGUUCUGGAGGAUUCUUCAAGGGACAUUCGAGAAGCUCUUCACGAGCUGUUGUGUUGCACCAACGUCUCAACUAAAGAAGGCAUCCAUCUUGCACUGGUGGAGCUGCUGAAAAACCUAACCAAGUAUCCCACAGACAGAGAAUCCAUAUGGAAGUGUUUAAAGUUCCUGGGGAGCAGGCAUCCCACUCUGGUGCUCCCUCUGGUCCCGGAGCUGCUGAGCACACACCCGUUCUUUGACACUCCAGAACCAGACAUGGAUGAUCCAGCUUACAUUGCUGUUCUGGUUCUGAUUUUCAAUGCUGCUAAAAGUUGCCCAACAAUGCCAGCGCUGUUUUCUGAUCACACGUUCAGACAUUACGCCUAUCUUCGUGACAGCCUCUCUCAUCUGGUCCCUCCACUACGACUGCCAGGUAGGAAGCUGGUCUCCUCCCCCAUCUCUCCCAGCAUUGCACCACAUGAGGACCCUUCCCAGCAGUUCUUGCACCAGAGCCUGGAGAGGGUGUACAACCUCCAGCACCUCGACCCGCAGGGCAUCCAGGAGCUGCUGGAGUUCACCAUUCGUGAUCUUCAGAGGCUUGGGGAGCUGCAGUCAGAGCUGGCAGGGAUGGCGGAUUUCACUGCGACGUACCUUCAGUGUCAGCUGCUCCUCACCAAGGCCUUGCAGGAGAAGCUGUGGAACGUGGCAGCUCCUUUGUACCUGAAACAGAAUGCGUUGGCAUCUGCUGCAGCAAAACAGAUCUUGGAAGAAACUUACAAAAUGGAGUUCAUGUACAGCGGUGUGGAAAGUAGACAAGUGGUCAUCAUCCACCACAUGAGACUGCAAGCAAAAGCUUUACAGCUCAUAGUGACUGCACGCACCACCAGAGGGGUGGAACCCCUUUUUGGGAUGUGUGAGAAAUUCCUUCAGGAAGUAGAUUCCUUUCAGAGAUGUUUCAUCUCUGAGCUCCCACAAAUGCAGGGCAGUUUUGUAGAUAAGCUGCUGGACUUAAUGCCCAGACUGGUGACAUCCAAGCCUUCAGAAGUGGUCAAGAUUCUUCAAACGACGCUGCGACAAAGUACCUUCCUCCACCUUCCUCUUCCAGAGCAGCUCCACAGAGCCAGUGCAAACAUCAUUGAGCCGACUGGUGAAUCAGACAAUCCUCUGAGGUUUACAUCAGGGUUAGUGGUGGCAUUGGAUGUGGAUGCAACGCUGGAACACGUGCAGGAUCCCCAAGGAACUGUUAAAGUUCAGGUAUUGUAUCCGGAUGGGCAAGCGCAGUUAAUCCAUCCUAAGCCAGCUGACUUCAGAAAUCCUGGUCCUGGAAGGCACAGACUGAUAACUCAGGUCUACCUCUCACACACAGCCUGGACAGAGCCGUGUCAGAUCGAAGUGCGGCUGCUGCUGGCCUACAAUUCCAACAGGAGCAAAGCAGCAGCCAAGAUGGCCAAAUCCACCUGGAAUGAGAGCCCGGAGGCUCUGCCGCAGCCAGAAAGCGGCAUCGAGGGGACGAUCCCCUUCAGCAAACCUGUCAAAGUGUACAUCAUGCCCAAACCUGCCAGGAGGUGAAGUCUGACACUACAAGAAACACCUUUGUGGGAUUGUUGGAUAAAAUUGAAAACGAUAUUCUGUGUUCCAAGGUACUGAAACCAGACGUCAGCCAUAAAAGUAAAGCUGAUGAAGAACAAUUGGGCUCCUCUGCUACACAGCAGGUGGACCAAUACAGGAGUUAUUCAGAUAAUUCAGGAUAGUUACAAGAAAACACUGUUUUUUUUUUUUUUUUUUCUUAUAUUGAAUCAACAAAGACAAUUCUCAGUCAGCAUUCCAGCAAUAACUGCAUUGGGCCAAAGUCUCUUCCCGGCCUCUGGGUUUUCUGCUGAAGCUAUUUACUAUGUAAAUGUUGAGGCACAUAAAUCCAUGCUUUUGUAAUUCUCAGAAACUUGUGCAUUGGUAUCAAUUUUUUUUAGCAAAAGCAAAAAUAAUUCCGAAGUGCUGUUGUCCUGGUGUAGGAAAUGAAUCUCCAAGUGGAACUGCCAAUCGCUGCAGGCUACAUCCUGAGAUGUGCCCUGUACAGCUGUGCUGGAGUUGGGACAGCUGGGGGAGGACACGGGUUGUUCAUGCUGGGAGCUGGUGCAAGGAGCAGAACUUGGUGAGCAGGACACACAGCACUUCUGGCAGGCCUGGAGGAAAGCAAGAGGUUCUGGGGGAAGGAGGGCUAGUGGCUAAACAAAGAGCAAAGAAGUACUUUUCAGUCACACAGAGAUUAGUAUAAAUGGUUACGCAAAAGUUAUUAUGUGCUUUCCUACAAUAAAAUUGGAAAACUGAUCCUAA
This is a messenger RNA of Lagopus leucura (white-tailed ptarmigan), 3784 nucleotides long. It is a transcript of the gene INTS4, whose product is annotated as integrator complex subunit 4. The transcript has 23 exons. The record is from RefSeq and is a predicted model, not a curated record. Bases 74 to 3022 code for a protein of 982 amino acids. Lineage: Eukaryota; Metazoa; Chordata; Aves; Galliformes; Phasianidae. Gene Ontology annotation, biological process: snRNA processing. Gene Ontology annotation, cellular component: integrator complex.